AUGAUUUCCCAAACACAAUUGAACCCUCCCCAACCGUCCACGACACGCGCAACAUCAACACCCAUCUCUUACGAUGCCACAAAUAACCGAAUCGCUUACGCGUCGGGAAAGUCUAUCAUUGUCCGGAGUUUGGAUCCUCAUGCCAAAUUGGAACCUACACAAUUUACCAAACACACCGUCACAACCACCGUCGCCACCUUCAGCCCCUCCGGCAACUACAUUGCUUCCGGAGAUGAGAGUGGACUGGUAAAGAUUUGGGACUCUUCAGUAUACGGAAAAGAGAACACAUUUGAACAACCAAUCAUCAAGAGUGAGUUCCAGAUUUUGAGUGGACCUAUCAAGUCUAUUGCUUGGGAUGCGGACAACACACGUGUCAUUGCUGUAGGACAGGGCAAAGACCAGUUUGGUCACUGCUUCACGUGGGAUUCCGGCAAUUCUAUCGGAGAGAUCCAGGGACAUUCCGAGACCAUUAAUGCGGUGGAUAUCAAGCCUCAGAGACCAUACAGAGCGGCCACGGUGGGCGACGACAAGGCUUUGGUGUUCUACACUGGACCUCCAUUCAAGUUCGAUAAGAGUUUAAGAGGGAAUCAUACCAAUUCCGUUCGGGCUGUCAAGUUUUCUCCAGACGGGAAGUAUCUUGUCAGCGUAGGAUCUGAUCGAGUUAUCGUGGCGUAUGAUGGUAAAACCGGUGAAUUGAUCAAGAAGAUAGAGAAUGCCCAUGACGGAGGCAUUUUUGGCGUGUCGUGGCUCGCUGACAGCACCGGUUUUGUCACCUGUUCAGCAGACAAUACUUUGAAGUUGUGGAACGCCGAGUCUCUCGAUCUGACCUUUACUUACACGAUUUUCUCACCCAGCACCGUCGAUACACAACAGGUAGGUGUGGUUGUUACUAAGGAUUAUGUGGUUUCGCUUUCGUUGAACGGAAACUUGAAUUUCUUCAAGUAUGACAGUUCGUCCCCUGACAAGAUUGUGUAUGGGCACCAACGUGCAUUGACAGCUCUUGGUGUGCACCAGAAAACUCUUAUCACGGGAGGCUCCGACGGGUCUCUUCAACAGUGGAACAUCGAGGGCAACCGGUUGGACCCAGUCACUCUGUUGUUUGGCAAAGCUCAUGAAAAGCACUCCAACUACGUUACUAGCAUAGUGUCUAAUGGCGAAAAUGUCAUUACUGCUGGCUGGGAUGACACACUCAAAUUGUGGAACGGAGAAACGCUUGAGAAGACGGUAAAUUUGACCGGUCAACCAAAACUGAUAGCAGUUAAUGACGAGGACCAGAUUAUUGUGUUGUUUGAAAACAAGAUCGAAGUCUUCGAUGGUUCUUUGGCAUCUAUUGGGUCUUUGGAGUUACAAUUCCCAGCAUCGGCCGUUGCACUGAUUCCAGGUACUAGUAAGAUUCUUGUCAACAACACCACUAGCAACCGUGUGGAAGAAUACGAUGUUUCUGGAAGCAUUUCGCAUUCACGGUCAUAUCCAACGUUGAGAGGACCACCUACGUUGAUCAAGGUUUCGCCAGAUGGUCAGUAUGCUGCCGUUGCCGAGAAUACAGGCAAGUACACGUUAUACAGCACCAAGGAUGCCAGUGCGGUGACAACCAGAUGGGCUUUCCACAGCAGCAAGGCCAAUGACGCUGCCUGGACUAGUGACUCCAAGUACAUUGUUAGCGGUGGCUUGGACUGUGGAUUAUUUGUGUAUUCUGUUGGUAGACCAGCCAAGGUGUUGAAGCAGCAAUUGGCGCAUCAGACCGGAGUGACGGGAGUUGAAUGGAUUGACUACAGCGGAGACAAAGGCACAUUUGUGAGUACUGGGCUCGAUGGAGUCGUGAAGACGUGGAAUGUAGACUUCAGUGUAUAUUCCGCAUGA
Messenger RNA from Sungouiella intermedia, 1860 nucleotides. The record is from the annotation of a GenBank genome assembly. Lineage: Eukaryota; Fungi; Ascomycota; Pichiomycetes; Serinales; Metschnikowiaceae.